AGUAUGAAUGGUGGUGGUCUGGUUCUUGGUGUUGCCGUAGAAUCCAGGCCAGCAUACGAGGCCGCUUGUGCACUUGCUUGUACCCGGUCCUAGGUAGCUCCUGCUGCUUUCCCGCGUGAGAUCAAGCACUUCGAGCUUAUCGCGUCGAUCCUACCACCACCAUCUGUAGCAAAGCAGAAUCACCACUCGUAGCGUGUGGUCUUCUCGCCCUAUUCUUGUCACGUGUUCCGUUCUCCUUGUUCUCGCUAGAGUGUAACCCGUUUCUUCUCCAAGGCUUCAUUGUUGUUGCUCCUCGCGGCGCCAUGACCGCGUGUGCCUGCCUCUCGCGAGCAGCUUUCCGCGGAACGACGCCUCCUCCGUCGAUCGCUUGUUGCCAUAAGCAACGGCCGCAGCGAUCGCACUCGCUUCGGGAAAAUGCCGAGCAAACGUUGAUUGCUGCGACGUGCCUUGAACGGGGUAGCGUUCGAUAUAAGAACGUUGGAGUAGUGGGGUCGUCGAGACGGCCGUCUUGCGGUGCAGUGCGGUGCUCCGCUGCGUCAGCAGAUGAUCCAAGGGCCACGGCUCGAUCUCAAGGUGCCGUGUCAUCUCAGCCGUCCGUCGCGACCGUAUCUGGCGAAAAUGGGUCUAUCAAGAGCGCGAGCCAAGCUGGCGGGCAGCGGCAAGCGCAGGAGCCGCCUGAGGACGACGUGCUGAUCGAGCUCAAGGACGUGUACAAGUCGUUCGGCAGCAAGCACAUCCUCAGAGGGGCGUCACUCAAGAUUCGGAGAGGCGAGGCGGUGGGUGUCAUAGGCCCGUCCGGCACGGGCAAGUCAACAAUCCUAAAGAUCAUGGCGGGGCUGCUGGCUCCUGAUAAGGGCGAGGUGUGGAUAUGCGGCAAGAAGCGGGAGGGGCUGAUCAGCGACCAGGAGAACGUGGGCCUGCGGAUCGGCCUGGUCUUCCAGAGCGCAGCGCUAUUCGAUUCGUUGACUGUGCGCGAGAACGUGGGCUUUAUGCUGUACGAGCACUCUCGGUUGUCAGAGGACGAGAUUCGCCUGCGAGUAAAGGACAGCCUCAAAGCAGUGGGCCUCAAGAAUGUGGAGGAGCGUUUCCCCUCGGAGCUGUCAGGAGGCAUGAAGAAGCGAGUAGCCCUGGCCCGAGCCAUAGUGUCUGACAGCAACGCCCCACAGCUGGAGGAGGAGGUGGUGAUGUACGACGAGCCCACCGCUGGGCUGGACCCGAUCGCCUCCACUGUGGUGGAAGAUUUGAUUCGCUCCCUGCACGUGGGGUCAUCCGUGCCCGUGCCGGUGACUGCUGAGAUUGCUGCUGGGUUGGAGUCGGACUUUGAAACGGAGUCGGAAGAUGAGGAUGGGGGGGAAGGGAGAACGGCUAGUGGGACUGUUAGCGGUAGCAGCGGCAGUGGCAGGGGGGAUGAGUGUCGUUCCAAGUCUCGCAAAAUGGCGUCGGUGUCGUCGUACAUUGUUGUGACACAUCAGCACAGCACGAUCCGACGAGCCGUUGACAGGCUGCUGUUCCUGUAUGGAGGGGAGGUUGUAUGGGAGGGACCCACAGAGGAGUUUGACACCACGGACAACCCCAUAGUGAGACAGUUUGCGGUGGGCAGUUUGGAUGGACCCAUCCGGUACUAGUGUGAGUGAGCCAUUGCAGAGUAGGAGGGAUACCCCGCAUAGUCUACACCAUUACACAUGCAGGAGCAAUAGAAGGACACGAUGGGUCAUGCUUAUGAUGUUGCUACUUUCCACGUUAUUUGUAACCUCUCGAGUAAGAAAAACGCCUACGGUGUCCGUGAAGUAAGCUGACGUUAGGUGGGAGGGAAAACGAGCACGUUUUCGGCAAGAUUGUUGCUUCAACGACUAA
Closterium sp. NIES-67 is the source of this 1854-nucleotide messenger RNA. The record is from the annotation of a GenBank genome assembly. Lineage: Eukaryota; Viridiplantae; Streptophyta; Zygnematophyceae; Desmidiales; Closteriaceae.